Messenger RNA from Pseudovirgaria hyperparasitica, 1454 nucleotides. RefSeq names its product aminoglycoside phosphotransferas-like protein. The record is from RefSeq and is a predicted model, not a curated record. NCBI's taxonomy places the organism in Eukaryota, Fungi, Ascomycota, Dothideomycetes, Acrospermales, Acrospermaceae. Bases 289 to 1401 code for a protein of 370 amino acids. The transcript is spliced from 5 exons.
CUCUAAGUCUAGCUGUAACUUAAACGCACUGACACACUCAUACUGUUUACCAGUUGGAUCCAUGCUGCUGCUCCUGAUUAAGAGGCCGAGCAGCCUGAGCGCCCGCUCUUGCCUUCAAAAGGAAGGACCUCGGCAACACAUCGUUAGCAGUAGCCCUUUUCCCUGUGCCUUUCGGCAUCUUGGACAGCUCCAUUAGAGGGGCUUACCUGGGGUAACAAGAGUUCGGCAAACAUAUAAUAUUGACACCUCCGCUUCCCCCAAUCCUCGUGCUAUUCAGCAGUCACAACCAUGGCAGGCGAAGUGCGACAACCAAUUGACACCAGGUCGUUAGAGCGCUACAUUGAAGCAAAUGUUCCAGAAAUCAAGGUUCCGCUCAAAGUAAAGCAGUUUGGAUAUGGCCAGUCGAACCCUACCUAUCAGCUUAUCGAUAAGACUGGCGCAAAGUAUGUGAUGCGCAAGAAGCCUCCAGGCAAGCUAUUGUCUAAGGCCGCCCAUAAAGUAGACCGAGAGUAUCGCAUCAUACAUGCCCUGGAGAAGACAGAUGUUCCAGUACCAAAAGCAUACUGCUUAUGUGAGGACGACAGCAUUGUUGGAACAGCAUUCUAUAUAAUGGAGUUCUUGGAUGGGCGCAUUUUUGAGGAUCCAUCACUUCCAGGCGUUUCCUCUCAAGAUCGAACGGAAAUGUGGCACGACGUCGUGCGUACACUUGCCAAGUUCCACACCGUAGAUCCAGACUCUGUCGGGCUCCCAACAUUUGGGAAGAAGUCGGGGUUCUACACCAGACAAAUCGCUACCUUUGCGAUGAUAUCUGCGGCUCAAGCGCAAGCAAAAGACAAGGAGACAAAGAAGCCUGUUGGCCAGAUACCCCACUACGACCAGAUGGUGGAGAUAUUUGGUAAGGAGGAGAAUCAGCCAAAGGACAGGGCGACGUUCGUUCACGGCGAUUAUAAGAUUGAUAACCUAGUGUUCCAUAAAACGGAACCUCGAGUCAUUGGAAUUCUUGACUGGGAGAUGGCUACAAUAGGUCAUCCAUUAUCCGAUUUAUCAAACCUUCUCAUGCCGUUUGUUCUUGCAAAGUCGAGGCUUGCGGCGGAAAUAGGCAAGGGCAACAUGGCUUUUAAAUCCGAUAACCCUGAUGGGCUGCCAGAACACGACCAGCUUGUACGAUGGUAUUCAGACGCUGCUAGAUGGGAUCCAUCGCCUGAUAUGACCUUUGGUGAGGCCUUCAGCAUGUACAGAGGAUCCGUGAUCUUGCAGGGCAUUGCCGCCCGGUACGCUCUGCGGCAAGCAAGCAGUGCACAGGCCAAGGAAUAUGGAAGCAGGAUGGCACCGUACGGAGAACUAGCUUGGGACCUGAUACAGUUGUUCAAGAAAGAGAAGUCGUCGAAGGCCAAGUUAUGAAAAAUGAAGUCCCCGGUCUCGGAACAGGUCAGGGUCGCUGCUUGGGGUAUCUG